Molecule: messenger RNA, 1341 nt
Organism: Amaranthus tricolor (Joseph's coat)
Lineage: Eukaryota; Viridiplantae; Streptophyta; Magnoliopsida; Caryophyllales; Amaranthaceae
Exons: 9
Coding region: 245-1036 (263 amino acids)
Molecular function (GO): RNA binding
Source: RefSeq, a predicted model, not a curated record
CAAAAAUAGAAAAACAAAAGUGAGCCUCUAGUCCAGAUUCUAGAAGAAAAAAGAAGGAAAACCGGGCUGGACCGGAUAAAGGUGGUGGUUAGGGUAGUUUAGGAAGAGAAGGCAGUAUAAAAGCAACAGCAGGAGCCAGUUAGCAGUUUUAGGGCGUAAAAGAACAUACAAAGCCGAAGGAUAGGGCUCCUCCUUCUUCCUGCUGUUUUUAGGGUUAACUUUGGUCCAGAUUUCUAGAGAGAAAAUGGAACAGUACGUAAAGGUCGAGAAGCCUAAAGUUGAAACACCUAUAGAUGAGAAUGAGAUUCGCAUUACUAGUCAAGGAAGAAUGCGCAACUAUAUUACCUAUGCUAUGACUCUUCUUCAGGAGAAAGGUUCUGAUGAAAUUGUGUUCAAGGCCAUGGGAAGAGCAAUCAACAAGACUGUGACGAUUGUGGAGCUUAUUAAGAGAAGAAUAGUUGGUUUGCAUCAGAUCACAACAAUUGGGUCCACUGGUAUCACUGAUACAUGGGAGCCAAUAGAGGAAGGCCUUCAUCCUAUUGAAACCACAAGGCAUGUGUCAAUGAUAACUAUAACUCUUUCAAAGAAAGAAAAGGACACAUCAGCUAUUGGGUACCAGCCUCCAUUGCCUGCUGAUCAAGUGAAAGCAUCAAAUGAUUAUGAAUAUGAUGGAGAUGGCUCUCCAAAUGCUCGAGGUAGGGGUCGUGGUGGUAGAGGACGGGGAAGGGGAAGAGGUCCAGCAGGCAAUGGCUUUAUGUCUGCUGACUAUGAGGAUGGAGGCUGGGAUCAGAGCAGAGGUUAUCCCAGGGGUAGGGGCAGAGGCAGAGGUCGUGGCUUCCGUGGUCGUGGACGUGGAGGCUACAAUUAUGGUCCUAUGAUUGACCCUCAGCAAAAUGCAGGAGGUUACAAUCGAGGACCACCUGCUCCAGGCCGGGGUCGUGGCCGUGGAAGGGGAGGAGGUCGUGGAAGGGGUGGUGGCCGUGGUGGACGCUUCAACGGCCCUGCUCAGGCGGCCACAACUGCCGGUGUUGCAUAAAAUGCUCUUCCUUUGAACAGGAAAAGCAGGGGUUUUGUUUUAAAGUGUGAAAUGCCUGCUUCGUCUCUAUGUUUGACUUUGGUCUUUUUUGUUUUUUUCUCAAUUAAUUGUACUUUUUAGGACACUAUGAAUGUGUAUCAUUUAUAGACUAGUUUAGAUCAUAAAGUUUCUUGUAGCCCUACUUAGUUGGGCAAUUUUUUUUCCCUUUAGAAUUUAGGUUGAGUUUCUUUGGCGUAAUUGUAAGUCAUUCUUCCUUUACAUUGGCGAGCAGUGCAUUCUUUUAUUUGUUUUUCUUACUUUGUAAA